CUGAGGCUUGUGUGGGCUGCGCUCUGGAGCCACCAGUUCUAUUCCUGCCACAGUGUGGGAACAAGCUAUGUUUAGGGCUGUGUGGUGAAACAGUUUCCAGCCAGACAUCAGGCAAAGCCCAGCAGUCCCUGGGGCCGUUUAGACCCCGAUCUCCCAGCAGAGGUCGUCCAAGAAGCCGGGGCCCCACGUGUGGGGCACAGCUGAGGCUCCACCCCGACCAGGUGCCAGCCACUUGCCUCCUGGGUGCCUUGGAGCUGUGCUGUGUGCUGGAGGCACUGCAGCCGGUUGGGCCAGAGGGGCUGGAGGCCUGGCUUCUGGCACCGGUCCUGCUGCUCUUCACAUCUUCAGGCCUGGCUCCCUUGUGUUAAAUGGGGUCAGGGGACACCGAGAUUUGCUUGUUUGACGGAUGUAAAUUUCCUUCCCUGAAGGGGGGAGCCCCUGAUUUCUCGCAGGCAAUAGUGCCCGCCCGCAGGAACCUGGGGUGACUAAUGCCACAAAAACCGGCCACAAUCGUUUUAGGACGGCGGGCCUUGGAGGGCUGCUGCCUUUGGUGAUCCCGGAACCCAGCGGGUGCCGCGUCUCUACCUGGGGCCUCCAUCACCUCCACCGAGCCAUGUACCAGGCUGCAGGAGCUGCCCAGGCCACCCCCUCUCAUGAAGCCAAAGGCAGCGGUGGCAGCAGCACUGUCCAGCGCUCCAAGUCCUUCAGCCUUCGGGCCCAGGUGAAGGAGAGCUGUGCCGCCUGCCAGAAGACCGUGUACCCUAUGGAGCGCCUGGUGGCAGACAAGCUCAUUUUCCACAACUCUUGCUUCUGUUGCAAGCACUGUCACACCAAGCUGAGCCUGGGCAGCUACGCGGCACUGCACGGGGAAUUUUACUGCAAGCCCCACUUUCAGCAGCUGUUUAAGAGCAAAGGCAACUAUGAUGAGGGCUUUGGCCGGAAGCAGCACAAGGAGCUCUGGGCCCACAAGGAGGUGGACGCCGGCACCAAGACGGCCUGAGGCCCCUCUGCUGUCCACCCCCUCCGUAGAAGAGGGCCUGGAGUGGGGCAGUGGGAAGGGUGGGAAAGAGAUUGGACCUGGGCUCCGGUUGGGGGGCAGGGUGGGAGGGGGAUAAGGUCAUCUUGCUCAGGCAGAGGGUUGGGGGGGGGCAGAGCUCCAGGAUUCUUUCAUUCUCCCUGGGGGUGGGUGGUGGUGGUUUGGGAAUCAGGAUUGGGGGUUUCUCACCACCCUGCUUCCUACUUUUCAGCCUACCCCACUUCACCCUAUGGCCCCCUGGGAGGUCCCCAAGCCCAGCUUCCCUAUCUAGGUGCCUUUUCUCCAGCAAGGAGUCAGCAUGCCCCCCUCAGGGUCCCAAGCUCCCUCACUGCCACCUGGGGCCCUCUGUGGCCCCCACAUCUCCCCAUCUACCUCUGCCCUUAGCCUGGUCCUGAGCCAUGGAGACUGGAGGAAGGAGAGCCAGUGUGCCCUCGCUGGGCCUCACAGAAUGCCCACCAAGGCCCUGUGGGGGAGUGGAGGGGGAAGUUGAUUAGCCCUGCCCUCCCCCCCCCCCCCCGGCCCCAUAGGCGAGGCAGGGCAUGCCCAGUGGGACUGGGGACCCAUCUUGCACCACCGGAGUCAAGAAGCGGAAGCUAAAGCACCGCCAGGCUGAGAGCCACAGAGACUGGCUGGGUGGGGGCUGGCAUUGGCCAUGCUCCCCUCCUCUUGUCCCCUAUUGCUGCCGGUUCUGACUGUUGCGAUCAACCCUGUUUUAAACAUGUUUUAACAGAUCCUGA
This is a messenger RNA of Leopardus geoffroyi (Geoffroy's cat), 1773 nucleotides long. RefSeq names its product LIM domain containing 2 (gene LIMD2). The coding region runs from base 614 to 1000 and encodes 128 amino acids. The transcript has 5 exons. Gene Ontology annotation, molecular function: actin filament binding. Gene Ontology annotation, cellular component: plasma membrane; actin cytoskeleton. The record is from RefSeq and is a predicted model, not a curated record. Lineage: Eukaryota; Metazoa; Chordata; Mammalia; Carnivora; Felidae. Gene Ontology annotation, biological process: actin filament bundle assembly.